AUGGUUGAGUGGUGUGUAAUUGUAUUCGAUAAAAAGGGGUCUGACCGCUCUGCUUGCAGACCGGCACAUCUAGAAGGUGUUGCGCAGCAAUACGAAAAGGGUACCCUAGUGUGCGCUGGCGCAAUCUACCACGAAGUUGGGCCCGACGGCAAGCCUACCAACUUUGCUGGUUCGCACCUACAGAUCUCCGCCAAUACUAAAGAGGAUGCCCUACAGGUUGUCAAGAACGACAUCUUCGCAAAGGAGGGGAUUUGGGACCUUGAAAACAUCAUCAUCUAUCCCUUUGGCUGCGCUGUUCGUCAGGGCAAGUAG
Lachancea thermotolerans CBS 6340 is the source of this 312-nucleotide messenger RNA. Its product is annotated as YciI family protein. The transcript has a single exon. The record is from RefSeq and is a predicted model, not a curated record. NCBI's taxonomy places the organism in Eukaryota, Fungi, Ascomycota, Saccharomycetes, Saccharomycetales, Saccharomycetaceae. Bases 1 to 312 code for a protein of 103 amino acids.